Ornithorhynchus anatinus (platypus) is the source of this 1294-nucleotide messenger RNA. It is a transcript of the gene NALF2, whose product is annotated as family with sequence similarity 155 member B. Lineage: Eukaryota; Metazoa; Chordata; Mammalia; Monotremata; Ornithorhynchidae. The record is from RefSeq and is a predicted model, not a curated record. Gene Ontology annotation, molecular function: stretch-activated, monoatomic cation-selective, calcium channel activity. The transcript is spliced from 4 exons. Bases 116 to 1270 code for a protein of 384 amino acids. Gene Ontology annotation, cellular component: plasma membrane. Gene Ontology annotation, biological process: calcium ion import across plasma membrane.
GGAGGCGCGGGCCGGGGGGAUGCCGAGGCGGGGGGCGUCCCCGGGACCCCCCUGAAGCCGGGCCAUGCGGGCCUUGGGGGCCCAAAGGUAGCGGCCUCGCCCCCCGAGCCGAAAUAUGGUCCGGGGGGCUGGGCCGGGGGUGGAGAAGGAAGCCCCCCGAGGCCGCGGCCGUGGCCGGGCCCGGUCGGCGUCGAGCGGCGGGCGCCGUGGGCGGUGGGGCGGGGGGACCACGUGCCGGCGGUCGUGGCCCUGGCGGGCGAGGGCCCCGGCCCCCUGGGGGCCCCGGCCGGCCGACAAGCCCCGGGCCGACUCGGACCGGGCCCAGAGAUGGCGCCUGUCGCUGGCCACCCUGCUCUUCUUCACGGUGCCGCUGUCCGCCCGCCUCCGGCUGGGCGCCGGGACCCCCGGGCCCCCCGCCGCCGGCCGCGCCUGGCUGGCCGGCCACCUGGCCAACUUCAGCCUGGCCUUCUGCGACGCCUACACCGUCUGGGACCUGCUGGCCGCCACCGACGACGUCUGCAGCCCCGACGCCCUCCUGGACGACGUCCCGCCCGCCGGGCGCGGGGGCCCGGGGCCCUGGGACUCCUGCGCCGGCUGCGUCCGGGCCUACCGCCGCCUCGACCGCCACGCGCGGGAAAAGUACGACGAGUUCGACUCCUUCCUGCGCAGAUACCUGCCGGCCGAGGACUACUCGGUACGCUCCUGCCUGGGAGACUGCAAGGCUGUGUACAAGGCCUGGUUGUGCUCCGAGUACUUCAACGUGACCCAGCAACAGUGCCGUCGCCGGGUCCCGUGCAAGCAAUACUGCCUGGAGGUGCAGACCAGGUGUCCCUUCGUGCUCCCGGACAACGACGACCUGAUCUACGGAGGCCUCCCCGGCUUCAUCUGUGCAGGGUGGCUGGAGGCCCCGGCGGGCGGCGAGGAGGCCGAGUGUUGUGACGUCAAGUGGGACUCGUGCGACCUCCCGCCGGACGGCGGCAACGCGUCCGCCCGGACCCCGGAGUCCCAGCCGACCCCCGACCACCACCAGCAGCAGCAGCAGCGGCGGCCGCGGCGGCGGCGGCAGCAGCAGCGGCGGCGGCCCCCCCGUCCGGCGCGCUCCGCGCAUGCGCGGCCGUCCCCGCCGCCCGUGUCGGCGGGCUCGCGUCUGCGCCUGCGCCUCUGCGUCCUGGUCCUCGUGCUCCUGCGCACCGUGGUGUCCCUCGGCGGGGGCGGGGCCGGGCUGGAGGCGCUGCCCCCCCGCGAGGAGGGCGGGGCCCGGGACGAGUGACGUCAGCGCCGGCGGGGCGCGCGG